UGGGUCUUUUCGCAAUACAUUUCUAUGUCCACCACAGUCUUUCAUAAAACUCCUUUUAUUUGAAAUAUGAAAGUUUGACUUCAUCUUUUUGGUCUUUACCUACAAAAUUUCAUUUUUAUGGAAUUAUCCCUUUUUUAUAUAUUUUUUCGUUGAAUGGAAUAAGAGGAGUGUUUUAUAAUUUUUUUUUUUUUUUUUUUUUUACCAAUAUACACUCAUUAUUAUUAGUAUUUUGACUGUGUGAGAGAAUUUCAAUAGCCGAUAUUGUAAAUAAUUGAAGAAAAUUAAUAUUAUAUAUUCAUAGGAUAGUUUUUUUUUUUUUUUUUUUUUCUCUCUCUCAUAUUUUAUCCUCGAUUUUAGACUAUAAAAACAUGGCAUCCCUACUUUUAAUUAUUUAUUUAUUUAUCUUUUUUUUUCUUUCUUUUUCAUUUAUUCCGUCCCGGUCAUAUAACGAAUGCAAUUAGUCUGAUAGGUCAUAAAUGUUGAUAACUUAUGAGUACUGAAAUUUUGUUUUUAGUUUGAUAAACCAAAGAUUAAACUGAUGCAAUUGGGUAGACACAACAAAAUAAAAAAUAAUAAUAAUUUCUGAAAAAAGAAAUGUAUUUGGGUAAUUUCGUCAUUUUGAGAUUUUUGGUCAAUACUCGAAACCAAAAGGCCCCCAAACCCUAUUCAGUGAUCUCUGAAUCGUUUUGUUGUUCUUCCGCACAGGAGCGACCGUAAUCGAGGAACUUUGAGUCCUUGCAGCAAUCUGCAUUUGCCAGGAUGGUGAGGGUCAGUGUCUUGAAUGAUGCUCUAAAGAGCAUGUACAAUGUGGAGAAGCGGGGAAAGCGACAGGUUAUGGUUGAACUGAAUGGAAGGUUGAACAAGUGUGGGGUCAUUAGCCCACGCUUUGAUGCUGGUGUCAAGGAGAUUGAACCCUGGACCACUAGGCUGCUUCCCUCAAGACAGUUUGGAUACAUUGUGCUGACAACCUCUGCCGGCAUCAUGGACCAUGAAGAGGCUAGGAGGAAGAACGUGGGUGGCAAAGUUCUUGGCUUCUUUUAUUAGUAAGCUUUUACAUGAUCGAUCCGUAAUUAUUGCAUAUUAUUAUGCAGAAUCAAGUACCUGAACGACAUCUCUAUGUUUCUGUAGGACAAUUUCAGUUUUGUUAGGAAUUAAUUUCUUUCUUAAUUGAAGACCCUUUUUGCAUACAGUUAAUUGUGUACCUGAACGACAUCUCUAUGUUUCUGUAGGACAAUUUCAGUUUUGUUAGGAAUUAAUUUCUUUCUUAAUUGAAGACCCUUUUUGCAUACAGUUAAUUGUUUAAUGGCUGGAAUUAAUUUUUUUCUUAAUUCAAGACCCU
Molecule: messenger RNA, 1339 nt
Organism: Cornus florida
Lineage: Eukaryota; Viridiplantae; Streptophyta; Magnoliopsida; Cornales; Cornaceae
Product: small ribosomal subunit protein uS8-like
Exons: 3
Coding region: 760-1044 (94 amino acids)
Biological process (GO): translation
Cellular component (GO): ribosome; cytosolic small ribosomal subunit
Molecular function (GO): structural constituent of ribosome
Source: RefSeq, a predicted model, not a curated record